AAGGAAGGAGUCCUCCUCGUCCGGUUGUUGCCUGCGCAGGGGAAGCUGGUUCCUCGUUUUUCUUUGUGCGCGCUGCUACUGCCUGGGCGUGCGGUCGGCUUUUUUCGCCAUUUUUGCCUUUUUGUGUGUGGCGCGUUGGAAGGCCGCGAAGACGCAGUCAAGGAACGUGUGGGCAUCGAGCUGCAGCCGAAAAUCAACUGCAGCGUGUUAAGUUUGCAGGCCAGGUCUGGUAAAUUUUCAAGGGUCAGCGUGGACCUUGUGGCAACUCUGAAUAUUUGGCCACGGAUAUCAACUCAAUUUUGAAGCUCCAUCAAGCAAGGCGAGCUCUCCACAUGCGCCCAAGGCACGUCUGCGGCACAUCGUCAGCGCAGCUGGCUCAUAGGCGCAUACUUCUAAGCUAGACUGCCUGCAAACUUCGUUUACUACCAUGAUUUUUUGUCAUUUUUGCCAGACUCCAGUGAUGAACUUGUACAAAUAUGAGACACACUACAAAAUUCAUUCCAAUAUUCAUAACACUAACAUACCGUGCAUAAAUAAGGGCUGCUCCAAACAUUUCAGAACAUUUAAUGCGCUGCGUGUGCAUGUUUCGCGCAGUCAUGUUACAGAUGUUGCUUCUCCAACUUCAUCAGGAGAAGCAUUUAGCUGUCCUCAUACAUUCUGUGAUGCCCAGUUUCUCUUUAAGAAAGAUGUUGUUACGCAUGUUAAAAAACACAUUUCUUCUGGUGUUGCCACAGCAUGUUGUUUUGUUGACUGCAAAAAAGAGUUUUCAAACGCGAAAUCUUUCAGUUCUCACGUAAGUCGCUGUCAUGGCAGCAGUUUGUGUCCAAGGCGCAGUGUGGCACAAUGUGAAGAUUUUGCUGCACCUAGCAGUGUAGAUGACUGCACCACUGUUCAUCUAGCAUCUUCAGACGCUGCAGACUCUAGUGCGCCGUCUUGGCAAACAAGAAAUGCAGCCCUGUUUUUAAUGAAAUUAGAAUCAUUUCACCUUGUACCGUCAUCCGUGGUGCACAGUAUCAGUGCUGAAAUUCAUUCUAUGAAUUUAUUGUCUGCAGACCACAGGCUCAAUGUUAUUGGUCACAUACUUCACGAACACAACAUAGAUGACGAAGCAUCUGGCAAGAUUUUCUCUGCAUUAAGCAAUGAAGAAACCCCUUUUAAUACAGUUGGUGGUGUGUUGCGAAGUAAAUAUUCACGGCACGACUAUUAUAAAAAGGAAUUUAAAAUGAUAGAGCCAGUCGAGAUUACCUUUAAGAAUGAACGAAGUAUUCAUUAUGUGCCAAUUAAGCAGUCUCUUGCUGCGAUGCUUGCAGAUGUCACGGUGAAACAAGCAUUAAACAAGGAUGCUGUUUGCGACAGCCAGUAUCUUUCCGGCUUCAAUGAUGGAACCCUCUGUAAAGAGUCUGCCUAUUUACAGCAGAACAGUGGCGCUAUUCAGCUGCUCUUGUACCAGGACGCAUUUGAAGUGGCAAAUCCUCUUGGGUCGGCAAGAAAAAAGCACAAAGUUAUGGGGAUGUAUUACAGUGUUGCCAACCUUCCUUCACACUUUACCACAAAGGUGCAUAAUAUUCAGUUAGCGAUGAUUUGUUAUGAGUCGACACUUGUGAAUCUAGGCCACCAUGCUGUGAUGAAGACAGUUGUUGCAGAACUUAAGGACCUUGAAGAAAAUGGAAUUAUUGUGGGAAGUGAUCACUUCAAAUGUGCCUUGGUUGCUAUCCUGGGUGACAAUUUGGGAAGCCAUGGAAUUGGUGGCUUCACAGAAAACUUUUCUACAUCAAGGUGGUUUUGUCGAUACUGUGAGGUCACGAAGGAGGACUUUCUCAACAACCCCCAUUUACUGGGGCUGCAACGCUCACGUGAUGAGCAUAAUAACUGUGUGAGCAUGGCCGAGCAGGGUUACGUUGACUUGGCAAAAGGAGUGAAAUUUGACUCUGCUUUUAAUGCCUUACAGUCUUUUCAUGUGACGUCUGGGCUGCCACCAUGUGCUGCUCAUGACAUUUUAGAAGGGAUCGCUCCAUUUGAUUUGUCACUAAUUGUGAAGCACCUUGUUCAUAAAAAAAAUGGUUUACAGUUGCGCAGCUAAAUGAGCGAAUCAAGAAUAUAUCUCUAAGCCGUCGGGACGCUAAAAGCAGGCCAGCAACGCUUAUGAAUAACAACAGCUAUUAAGUGCGUGGGCAAGCAGUUGAAAUCUAUUACUUGAUAAGACUGCUGCCUAUUCUCAUCCAUGAUAAAAUACUUGACUGUGAAGACGAGGUAUGGAGCUUGUACUUAUUGUUAAAGUCUAUUACUAUUAUAGUUAUGUCUCCCAAGCUUCAUAUUACUCAGGUUGAGUACCUCAGGGUUCUUAUUGGUGAAUACAUCACUGAAAGAGUUAGACUUUUUGCAGCAGUGCCUCUGAGACCCAAACAUCAUUUUUUGAGCCAUUACCCCGAUCUAUGUUAUCGUUUCGGUCCAUUGGUUCACUCGUCAACAUUGCGUUUUGAAAGUAAGCAUUCAUACUUCAAGCGCAUUAUCAGAGCCUCACAGAAUUUCAAGAAUAUUACACUUACAAUGGCGAGCAAGCAUGAAAUGCUUCAAGCAUAUUGUAGGGCAGGAAAUGUUAUCCCUGACGAUUUGGUGCAAGAAAAGUGCUUUGCAUUGCAGUCAGAGAUUAUAGAUUCCAGAAUAGUGCGUGCACUUCAUUCUCAAUUCCCAGCACCAGAGUCAGCAGAACUAAGCCUCCAAUUAACCUACAAGGGUACUACCUAUGAAGCUGGCUCUGUUAUUUUGUAUUGUGUGGGUGGGUGUUUGAAGGGAGCAAAGAUUAGCUGCUGUGUAUCCGUUGAACGGAGCAUUUCUUUCAUUGGUGCACCUUGCACAAUCAAAGAAUGGGGUGGCAGAGGCCUUAAGGUGGUAACCUUCACAAACAUGGAUCUGGUGUGUGUGAAAUAUGAACAGCUUGUUCACAGGAGUUCAUUGAAUGUGUAUGCUUGUGCCUCUAGGAAUGUCCUGACUCUUAAUCAUGAUGUUGACUAUGUUCAUUUUGUGUGAAAGGAGUGUUUCUUGGAUUACAUUUUAUACUUGGGGGAGAUUUGGUCGAUAUUAGCCGAAGACCCGUUUCUUUUUUUUAAGUGCCAUAGAGCAGUGAUAUUUCUUGCGCCUUUGGGGUUUCCCCGGCCCAUUUCAUAACACAUGUUAGUUAUUCUGUAGUUUCAAUACAAAGAAGAAAACAGAUUUUUGUGCAAAACCCUUCUGCAACGCCCUGCAGUAGUACUGGACACCUCCUCUUCAACCCUGUAAUAGUAUUGUGAUUAGUGUGGUGAUGAUUGUUAUCUUGUUUUGUGCACAUACCUUAAAUAAACGAAGUUACAACUUGAAUGUUCUUUUCUUUACCAGAGCAUGGAAUCUGUGGCGUCAGCAAUACGAAGAAUAGUUCCAGAACUCCCUGAAGAAGAACUUGUAAUGCUUGUAAAUUAUUUGAAGUCAGAAGGCUACCAACAUGAAAAGGACCUCAUUUACUUAGAAAUUGAUGAUCUCAAACCUCACUUGAAGUUGUUCUAUGCUCGUAAACUCCUUAGAGGGCUCAAGACCAGUGGCAAUGAUGGACCAUUCUGCAGCAGUGGCGGAAAUGCUGAACAAGCAUCAACAUUGUGUGCAGAAUCAGCCAGCAGCUCCCAAACGUCAGUUGCUGCAGCCACAAGCACAUCUCGUAGGUGGCUGCAGGAGUUUAAGAUCAAGUGGGCAGAGCUUCCAAAUCAGCUCAUUGCCGACUGUAAAGAGGGACGAAGGCCAAAUCCACAGAUGAGGCGCCAACUUGUGAAGGUGCUUGGGGAAACAGUAGCAAAACAUGAUCCAAUGCCUGGGACGGCAGCUGUGAAACAUAUUGCGCGACUGGUGACUAUGGAGUAUCCCAAGUCAUUUGCAGACAUGACGUCUGCUGGGGAUAUUAUUGGCGAUGGCGCCGCUUCAUUUUCCCGGCAGCUGAGCACGUUCCUUGAGAACAAAAGACGGCCAAAUCGAAAUGCUAAGAGAACUGACGAUUUGUCAGAGCAGGUUGAUCAACCUGCAGCAAAGAUGGCAAAAGGGCCAACUGACUCGUAUGGCUGUGUGGCCUGGCAGCCAGAUUGCAACCAAGAAACUUGGGAAGCUCUUAGUGAGAAAAGGUGUCUGCUAUUGCAAACCAGUCCACCUUGUGAGGAUGUUUCGAGGCUGAUGGCAGUUACGUAUGCUCUGCAGCGCAGAGAGAUCAAUGAAGGAAAGGUCACAAUGCAAAACAUUCGGGAGCUAUGGCCUCAUCUGCUUGAAGAAACCUACUUCUUUGGGCAUCUUGACAUGCUUGUUGGUUUUUCUUUCUGUGAAAUAUUCAUUCAUGAAUUGACAUUGAAGGGACCAAGAAUUGUUGACUACAUGCUGAAGUUGUCCAGGAAUGGAAUGCGAGCUUUGCUUCACAAGGUGACAUCAGCAGUAGACAAGGAUGGACAGGCGGUUCCAAGAUACUUCUACAUCCUGGAAUUGCUUUGUGCUUUCUUCGGCGAGAACUACGGCCAAGUAGUCUCCUUUCAUCCGCAUGCAGCUGAAGGGGGGCUGGAAGGACUGCCAGCAACGCCGCACCUUGCUGUCAUUGGAUCAAGCAUGGGGGACAUAAAGAAGAUCAUCGUUGCGGUUGAUGCUGUAGAAUUCAUCUCUACAAGAAGUCUUGAGAAGGCCAUGGGCCUCCUCUUAGGUGCCUUCUUUGUGUUCAACGUGGCGUACCCUCCCGACUGCCCCCUCACCAUGGAGUUUUCGCAGAGGUACCUUGGGCAGAUCAACCCAACAAAAGGGCGCGGCAAAGGCAGGGCCGGCGGAAUCGCGCCAAGGUUACUCAGCCUGCUGAAAGCACUUUAAUUUAUGAAUAAAUGUGCAAGUAGAGAUGUA
Molecule: messenger RNA, 4890 nt
Organism: Dermacentor andersoni
Lineage: Eukaryota; Metazoa; Arthropoda; Arachnida; Ixodida; Ixodidae
Source: RefSeq, a predicted model, not a curated record